Molecule: messenger RNA, 1169 nt
Organism: Anopheles maculipalpis
Lineage: Eukaryota; Metazoa; Arthropoda; Insecta; Diptera; Culicidae
Product: transmembrane protein 120 homolog
Exons: 7
Coding region: 30-1157 (375 amino acids)
Cellular component (GO): membrane
Source: RefSeq, a predicted model, not a curated record
GGUGGUGUUCCGCGAAAAUUUGAGUAACAAUGUCGCAGUCGGUAAACGUCGAAGAGCUGGAGAAGGAUUGGUCCGAGCUGUCGGACGAAUUUCGCAGCCUGGAGGCUGCGAAUCAAUCGUACCAGGAGCUGCACGAACGGCUGGAAGAGAUGCAGGAAAAAUGCACCAAACAAAUUCAGCACCAGCGCUACCGGAUGCGGCAGAUAUCGAAAAAUCUUAAAACGUUCAUGACCAAGCAGAGACUAACGCAUACGAACAAGGAAAAAUUGACGCAGCUCGAGAAAAGCAUCAUGAAGCGGAAAGCACAGAUACACGAGAUCGAACAAGGAUUGCCGCAACAGAACAGCCGAUAUCUGAAAAUUAUUCUAGGCGACGUGAAUGUUUCGAUACUGAACCGCAACGAUAAGAUACGGUACAAGGAUGAGUAUGAGAAGUUCAAACUUAUCCUGAACGUGAUUGGUUUGCUGCUGUCGUUUCUCAACAUCGUGUACAACUAUCGCGCUUUGGAGUUAGUGUUCCUAUUUCUGUUGGUCUGGUAUUACUGUACACUUACUAUACGAGAGUCAAUUCUAAAGGUAAAUGGUUCGCGCAUCAAGGGCUGGUGGCGUCUGCACCAUUUCAUCUCCACCGUUUGUGCCGGUGUGCUGCUAGUGUGGCCCCAAGGUGAACCUUGGCAACUCUUCCGCACCCAGUUCAUGUACUUCAACGUGUACAUCAGCCUGGUCCAGUACAUGCAGUUCCGCUACCAGAAGGGUGUACUGUAUCGUCUGAAGGCGCUCGGCGAGCGACACAACAUGGACAUCACCAUCGAGGGCUUCCACUCGUGGAUGUGGCGCGGGCUUAAAUUUCUCUUCCCAUUCCUGUUUGUGGGGUAUCUGUUCCAGUUCUAUAAUGCCUAUACGCUUUACCAGCUAACGGCGCAUCCGGACGCGACCUGGCAGAUACCUGUGUUGAGCAUUCUGUUCCAGAUUCUGUUCGUUGGCAACACCUUCACUACGCUGAUGGUUAUACUGCAAAAGCAAACCGAACGCACCGAGAACCGAUACCGACUGAUGAGCCUGAUUGCAUCUAAACGACAAAAACCCGUACGGCAGCCAACGAACAAUGAUGGAGAGGAACAAGGCAAAGGAGAUGCAGAUUCAGCUAAAUCGAAGUAAAACCAUAAUUUU